CUUCACACCGGUCCGGGAAGCAGGCUGUCAAUGCGGUCCUGUCUCCACUUUGCUCGCACCAUCCAGGCGGACAGCAAUGUGAGAGUGCGGCUGCUGCUCUCUCCCGGACCCCCCGCGUCUCGGUAUCCGCCGUCCGCCUCAGGAUGGAUCAGAGGAUAACUGAACCGGACCACUUCAGCCCGGUUUCACUUUACGGGGAAUUCACGCUCACUGGUAACCGAAAAGUCCGGUAUGCCGUGAGCUUGACCGAGAGGGACCUCAUCGUCCAGAGACUCACUUCAACACCUGUCGGACGGAACAAGGUGGUGCUCAGCCUAAAGGACUGCGUCGGAUGUCGGGCUUAUCGGGGAGACGACAACGCGGACCCGGCAGCGUACUUGGCGGUGUACUUGUACCCGCUCAAAAAACGUUGGUGGAUGAGUUCCGGGGUGUCGCGGCAGAGAGUGGAGCACUGCUUUCGUCUCGCCGCGCUCCAGGACCCGCGCGCUAACCUGGAGGAGGCGGAGAAGUGGGCUCGCGCUGUCCGAGAACGGUCUGCCCGGCAACAGAACCGAGACGAGGUGUCGAUGAACAAGUUGUCUCGUCCGUGCCGGAUGAUGCUGCUGGUGAACCCACAAAGCGGGAAGGGACAGGCGCUCACUCUCUACAACAACCACAUCCAACGAAUGCUCAGCGAGGCGGGAAUCCAACACACUCUGGUUAUCACUGAGAGGCAAAAUCAUGCCCGAGAGCUGGUGAGGGAGGCCGACCUGUCGCAGUGGGAUGCUUUAGUCAUCAUGUCUGGAGAUGGACUUCUGUUUGAGGUGAUAAAUGGUCUGCUCGAGAGACCAGACUGGGAAGAGGCCAUCCAGAUCCCGCUUGGUAUCCUUCCUGGUGGAUCAGGAAACGCCUUGGCUGCAUCCAUACAUCACUACUCUGGAGCGCCGCAGGUGUCCAGUGAGGAGCUUCUAGUCAGCUGUGGUUUCCUGAUGUGUAAAGGUCUUGUGUCUCCUAUGGACCUGGUCUGCAUUCAUCUCUCCUCCUGCCCUCGUGUCUUCUCCUUCCUCUCGCUAGCCUGGGGCUUCGUAGCGGACGUGGACAUAGAGAGUGAGAAGUACCGUCAUGUUGGAAGUGCUCGCUUCACUGUCUGCACGUUGGUGAGGCUUGCUUCUCUCCGCGUCUACAAGGGCAAGCUGGCUUACCUGCCCGCCACCGACCUGCCCAAACACGAGGAGGGUUUGAGAAAUAAAAAGACACUGCACUGCAACAAUCAACCUCCAACCUCUGUGCCGGGUCGACCGUCCACAGUCUCUCCCCGCGUGAACACCUUCCACAACUCCUGCCACUCCAACAACUCCCUCAAAGUGAGGAAGGUGGAGAGCACGCCUUCUCGAAGCACCAACAUAUCCCUCACUGGCCCGUCUGACUCCCUGCUGCCGCCUCUGGACCAGCUGCUACCCAGCGACUGGGUGGUGGUGCAGGAGGAAGACUUUGUCCUCGUACUGGCUAUGUACCAGUCCCACCUGGGAGAGGACAUGAUGGCAGCACCAGGCUCCACUUUGGAUGAAGGUGUCAUCCAUCUUUUCUAUGUUAGAGCGGGAAUAUCACGUGCCGCACUACUGAAGAUGUUCCUAGCUAUGGAGAAGGGUACACAUUUGGCUAAUAACUGUCAACAUCUGGUGCACGCUAAGGUGCGUGCAUUCAGGCUAGAGCCAUAUACGCCCAAAGGGAUAAUAACAGUAGAUGGAGAAGUCGUGGAAUAUGGGCCAGUUCAAGCUGAGGUACACAGAGGCCUGGCGAGAAUAAUCACUGGGUGAACUGAACCAACAUUAGCUUUAGUCUCUGCUGUUAAAAGUUAUAAAUCAGAAAUGGUACGGGAGUUACAGUGAAAAUAAUAUAUUAGUUAGGAUACGACAGUCAAGUGCCAUGUGUGCAGACCCAAUGUGUUCAAUAUUUAAUAAAUAGGACAUUAAGAGAUAAAUAAUAAUAUAAAUAAAUUCAGAGAAACCAUGAAAUUGGAAAAUAACAUAAUACAUUUUUCACUCUUAGCAACAAGCUCUUUCAUCCUGCUUCUUUUCACAAUAAGUUUGUUUUUUUUAUUUCAAACUGUUUCCGUACAGUCAAUACAGACAAACAGGACAGAGUGAGUGAUCGGAUGUUGCUUCGGUCUGUUUUAGUAGACGACCAAUCACAUAACUGGCUCUGCUCUCUUUGUGUUGAUUGAGAGACAAAAAAAUUCUUAUGAACCCCCUGUAGUCUUAAAAUUAGAUUUUUGUGUACACAAAAUAAGAAAAUAUAAUCUUUCAGGGGCUGUUUGCUUUACUUGAUGAAGGGUGAACUAAAAUGGACAUUUGGAAAUCUGUUAGAAAAAAAGACAUUUAAGCUAAAAAAAU
Molecule: messenger RNA, 2372 nt
Organism: Larimichthys crocea (large yellow croaker)
Lineage: Eukaryota; Metazoa; Chordata; Actinopteri; Sciaenidae
Product: sphingosine kinase 1
Exons: 5
Coding region: 144-1796 (550 amino acids)
Biological process (GO): sphingosine biosynthetic process; negative regulation of apoptotic process; cellular response to growth factor stimulus
Cellular component (GO): cytoplasm; intracellular membrane-bounded organelle; membrane
Source: RefSeq, a predicted model, not a curated record